AUGAAGUUCAUCCUUACUACCAUGGCCUUUGUCGCCGCCGCUGUCAUGGGCGCUAUUGCUACCUCACAGGAGGUUGCCACUGCCACUGUCACCGUCACAGUGACAAACUGCGACAGCUCUGUUGCCGGCGUCAGCACCUCCAUCAGAACCCUCUCUGUUUCGGACAUCAUCACCUCUGCCACCGAGAGCAUCGCUCCCACCCCUGUUGGGCCCGUCUUUGAGAGCGGCUUUUCCACUUCCUUCCGCUCCGACUCCGAGCCUACGUCUUCCGCUACCAUCAGCGUUGUCAUCGAGAGUGCCACUUCCACUAUCACCAACCCUGUCGCCAUCACCUCCAUCGAAACCGGCAUGCUCACUUCCAUCGUCAUCUCAUCCAACGAGGUCUCGCCCGCCACUGCUUCGACUGCGUUCAGCACUUCCUUGGAGUCGGCUUUUGCCUCCGAGAGCAGCCUCGCUUCUGCUUCCAAGAGCAGCCCUGCUUUCCACAGCAGUGCUACAUCUGCCAUCGCCACUUCUACUUCGGUCUCUUCCAACGACGCCACAACUACUGGCAUGGUUGGCAUGACCUGCAUCAUGGCCAUUGCUGCUGCUGCUGCUGCUGCUGCUCUGGGCAACUUCGCUUGA
Messenger RNA from Aureobasidium namibiae CBS 147.97, 624 nucleotides. RefSeq lists its product as uncharacterized. The transcript is spliced from 2 exons. The record is from RefSeq and is a predicted model, not a curated record. Bases 1 to 624 code for a protein of 207 amino acids. NCBI's taxonomy places the organism in Eukaryota, Fungi, Ascomycota, Dothideomycetes, Dothideales, Saccotheciaceae.